UUGUUGGUCAGUGGUUUGUUGACUGAUAAUGUUUUGAGUUGGUUUGUGUUAUGUUAUGUCCUCUUGUGAAUGUUUUAGGGUGAAGUAGUGUAGUGUUAAUAGAAAAAGAAACCUUUGAUUAAUCUGUUACGGUAGGAACUUACGGAAAUAAAAUGGAGAAGCCACAAAAAAUGCCCAAAGUUGCUAAGGUUAAAAACAAAGCACCGGCAGAAAUUCAAAUCACUGCUGAACAGUUACUUCGAGAGGCGAAAGAAAGAGAUUUAGAAAUUGUACCCCCUCCACCAAAGCAAAAAAUCUCAGAUCCAGAAGAGCUAGCUGAUUAUCAACAUAGAAAACGAAGAGCAUUUGAAGAUAAUAUCAGGAAGAAUAGGUCUGUUAUCAGUAACUGGAUAAAGUACGCACAAUGGGAGGAAAGUCAGAAAGAAAUACCGAGGUCUCGAUCUAUUUACGAGCGAGCGUUGGACGUGGACCAUCGCAACAUCACCUUGUGGUUGAAGUACACAGAGUUGGAAAUGAGAAACCGACAAGUGAACCAUGCUCGCAACCUGUGGGACCGUGCAGUCACCAUCCUGCCUCGAGCCAACCAAUUCUGGUACAAGUACACGUACAUGGAGGAGAUGCUGGGGAAUAUUGCAGGUGCACGGCAGGUGUUUGAGCGAUGGAUGGAGUGGGAACCUGAUGAGCAAGCUUGGUUAACGUACAUAAAAUUUGAGCUUAGAUACAAGGAAAUCGAUCGAGCAAGACGUAUCUACGACAGAUUUGUUAUGGUGCAUCCUGAUGUGAACAAUUGGUUGAAGUAUGCCAGGUUUGAAGAACAGCAUGGUUUUAUAUCCAGCGCUAGAAAAGUUUAUGAGAGAGCAGUGGAAUUUUUUGGAGAAGAAACAUUAGAUGAACGACUAUUUAUUGGAUUUGCUAAGUUUGAAGAAGGACAAAGAGAGCAUGACAGAGCACGAGUGAUAUAUAAAUAUGCAUUAGACCACAUACCCAAAGAUAAAACAGCUGAGCUUUACAAAGCAUACACCAUUCAUGAAAAGAAAUAUGGAGAUCGAACUGGAAUUGAAGAUGUGAUAGUCAGCAAAAGGAAAUUCCAAUAUGAAGAGGAAGUGAAAGCUAAUCCGAACAACUAUGAUGCUUGGUUUGACUUCUUGAGACUUGUUGAAGAUGAGGGUAACUUGGAUGUGAUAAGGGAAACCUACGAGAGAGCAAUAGCAAAUAUUCCCCCAAGUAAGGAAAAGCAGUUUUGGCGACGUUACAUCUAUUUGUGGAUCAACUAUGCCCUGUUUGAGGAGCUAGAAGCUGAAGAUGAAGAAAGAACAAGACAAGUGUACAGAGCCUGUCUUGAUUUAAUUCCUCACAAGCACUUUACAUUCACCAAGAUAUGGCUUCUGUAUGCCCAUUUUGAAAUCCGUCAAAAAAAUCUUACUGUUGCGCGUAAGACUUUGGGCAUGGCACUUGGAGUGUGUCCAAAAGACAAACUGUUCCGGGGUUAUAUUGAUCUGGAAAUUCAACUUAGAGAAUUUGAUAGAUGUCGAAUCUUGUACCAGAAAUUUUUAGAAUUUGGCCCAGAAAACUGUAUUACAUGGAUGAGGUUUGCAGAGCUGGAGACGUUGCUGGGUGACACAGAGAGAGCCAGAGCUAUCUAUGAGUUGGCCGUGACACAGCCCAGACUGGACAUGCCAGAAUUACUAUGGAAAGCUUAUAUAGACUUUGAAACAAGCCAGGGAGAGGUGGCUCGUGCUCGCCAACUCUACGAAAGGCUACUAGAUCGCACUCAUCAUGUCAAGGUGUGGAUGAGCUAUGCCCAAUUUGAAAUGUCACAUGGGGCAGCAGAGGAUGCUGAGAUCGACAAGAUAGCACUAGCACGUCGUGUCUAUGAGAGAGGAAAUAUCGCACUACGCAACCUUGGGGAGAAAGAGGAGCGUGUAUUGCUGCUGGAAGCAUGGAGAGACAUGGAAGUGAACCAAGGAGAUGAUGUUACAGUGCAAAAAGUGGAGAGUAAAAUGCCACGCAGAGUCAAGAAACGACAAAAGGUCACUGCACAAGAUGGGACAGACGAAGGUUGGGAAGAAUUCUUUGACUACAUAUUCCCAGAAGAUGAAGCAACCAAGCCAAACCUCAAACUUUUGGCAAGUGCUAAAGCCUGGAAAAAGAAGCAAGAAGAUGAUAAGCCUGAAGAGAUGUCAACAAAUGAGACAUGAUAUUGAAAUAAUUAUAUAUUUUGUAUCAUUCAGCAUCUGUAGUGUUAAUAAGGAGAAAAUAAUUAAGACAUGUUACCUGAUGACCUACAAUUUAUCUUUUAAUUGAAUGAGGUGAAUAAAGGAUUACAAGUACAAAAAAAUGGAAGAUGUUAAUUGAUGACAUGAAAGUAAAUAUGUUUUAGUGAAACAAAUAUAAUUAAAUAACAAAGGCACUACAGUUAAGGUCAGAAAUAUAUUAAAUUUCAGUCAAAAUUCAUUACAUUGUAGUCAAAUUUUUAUCAGAUUUAUUGCAGUUGAUGCGCUUUGAUGUGUUUUGCUCUGGAAUUUAUGUGCGACUAGUGUACUUGCUCACUUUGUGCACCACUAUUUUCAAAUUUAAUUAAGUUUAUUGAUUAGAAUUGCAUUAUUUUUUUAAUGUUAUAAUUUUCUUUUUUAUUAUCUAUUUUAGUACAUGUUUCAUGUUAUUAAAAUACAUUUAUAAUUUAUUUGUGAAAACCAUGUUUUGCACGUUGGCAUAAGGAUCUUGUUUUCAAUGCUGUGGUUAUGCCAUUUAACAAAAGUAAUAAGAAUGUAAGGUUCUGACUAUCAUGUGUCAUCACCGUUUUCACACUUAUAUUUUCUUCUACUAUUAUAGGAAUCACACUAUCAGUAGGUUUAUAAUAACAGCAUGUAUUGUGUUUAUUAUUCAGUAAAAUGUGUAGCUCAUUGCAGUCUAUGCAUAAUGCAUAGCAGUGAAAAUAUCAAAGGUCAUUUAAAUUGAAUCUGUGUGUUUACAAAAUUAUAAUUAAUCUAUGAAUGUUUCCUCCAGCAAGGGUGUAAUUAGGAAAGCUUACAUUGCCAUAGAGAUGUCAUUGAAGUAAAUUGUUUUUAUUGGGAGAUUUCCACCUUUGUUACAUUUUCUAAAUCAUAACACCAAUCCCCCAGAUCUUGUAAAUUUUAAGAUCAAAUUUUCAUUCUGACUAUUAAGAUGAUUACUAGUAUCAUUCAAUCUUGUUUUGAAUUCAGUUGCUAUGACUGGUUGAAUUCUUGACAUUGUUAAAUCAUGAUAUGAACAACAAGCCAGCAUAGCUAAGAGCUGAGGCUUUAAAGAGGAAUUUUAAAAAAAGUUUUGUAGUGCAUAGAACUUUAAUGUGAUGAGAAGACAUGAUCAAUCCAUUGUUUCUAGAUAUCAAUUCUUGCUAUAUGAGCAAUAUAGAUAAAAUUAGCAUCUUCCAAAUGACUUCCCUUUGUUUAAAAAAAAUCUUAAGUAGACAAUAAUAACUAUCUAUAGUUGUGUAAAACUGUAACCCAUCAGUUAAUUUAACCUCCAAUGUUUAGUUAAAUACUAUGUAAAACAUGAGGUGUAUGUAAAUAAAUCUGUAUAUAAACGUUUCUUACUUCCAAA
Molecule: messenger RNA, 3582 nt
Organism: Homalodisca vitripennis (glassy-winged sharpshooter)
Lineage: Eukaryota; Metazoa; Arthropoda; Insecta; Hemiptera; Cicadellidae
Gene: crn
Product: protein crooked neck
Exons: 13
Coding region: 153-2198 (681 amino acids)
Biological process (GO): spliceosomal complex assembly; mRNA splicing, via spliceosome
Cellular component (GO): Prp19 complex; U2-type catalytic step 2 spliceosome; post-mRNA release spliceosomal complex
Molecular function (GO): protein binding
Source: RefSeq, a predicted model, not a curated record